Poeciliopsis prolifica (blackstripe livebearer) is the source of this 3010-nucleotide messenger RNA. It is a transcript of the gene spint2, whose product is annotated as serine peptidase inhibitor, Kunitz type, 2. The record is from RefSeq and is a predicted model, not a curated record. The transcript is spliced from 10 exons. Gene Ontology annotation, molecular function: serine-type endopeptidase inhibitor activity. The coding region runs from base 152 to 1456 and encodes 434 amino acids. NCBI's taxonomy places the organism in Eukaryota, Metazoa, Chordata, Actinopteri, Cyprinodontiformes, Poeciliidae.
GCGUGGCUUAAGUGACUUCACCUGUCGCAGGUAAACUAAACUGCGACACAAAUCGCUGGAAGAGGCGGAAGUCACCCGCUGUGAAAAAUAUUCGGUUCGGUUCGGUUCUCCCAGCUUGAUCCGGAUUCGAGGAGGAUCCAUCCUCAGCAAGAUGCUCACUCUGAAGUUUCUGUUGCUCUGCUUCCUGGUUCGGCUCGGCCGGGCUCAGACCUGCGACUGGGACCAGUCCACCGAUCCGAACCAGAGCCUCGACCCGGACUCCUUCGAAGCUGGGGCGCGGUACCUGGGCCAGAUUCGGGAGGUGUCGGACCCGGAGCGCUGCCGGACCGCCUGCUGCGAAGAGGCGGGCUGCGAGCUGGCGCUGGUCGGGCGGCCGGCGGACGGAGGGCUGCAGUGCCUGCUGGUGAGCUGCGGGCCGGCCGGCUGCUCGCUGCAGCGCAGCUACCAGUUCCAGGUGUUCCGGAAGAAGCAGCAGAGUCAGGCCGACCAGGAAGCCCCUAAAGGCGGGCACGUCGUCCCGCUGCUGGAGGCCGCAGAGCCGCGGAGCAACAACAGCGAUGUUUGCCGUCUGCCUCAGAAGACGGGUCCAUGUCGCGGGGCGUUCCCCAGGUUCUUCUACAACGUGACGAGCCAGACCUGCACCAGCUUCAUCUACGGCGGCUGCCAGAGCAACGGCAACAACUUCCAGUCCCAGGAAGAGUGUGACAACGCCUGCAGCGGCGUCACCGGUUCAGUUCUGCUUGAAGAAGUCCCAACAUCUGCUCCAGAACCGGCGCCCAAAGUGCCUCGGAUGGCCCCCCUACGCCAGGCCGAAAUCUCAGCUGAUCAGUUCGCAGAGCUGUGUGAAGCGGAGUAUGAGCAGGGUCCAUGCAGAGCUUCCUUUAAGCGCUGGUACUACAACAAAGAGACGGGCAUCUGUCAGACCUUCUUCUACGGCGGCUGCCAAGGAAACAAGAACAAUUACGAGGAUGAGGACCAAUGCAAGUCCACCUGUACAGGAGUCUCUGUCCUGCCUUCCUCCAAGAAGAUCCCAGAAGACGACACAGAUCGUUGCAGUUUGAGUCACGAGUCUGGAAUGUGCCGCGGCGCCUUCCCUAUGUUCUACUACGACUCUGACUCCGCCUCCUGCCAGAGUUUCCUCUACGGCGGUUGUGGUGGGAACGACAACAGGUUCGAGUCUGAGGAGGACUGCAUGUCUGCGUGCAGCGGGGCGGGUCGACUCAAUGGUCAUGAAGAAACCAGAAGCAGAUGGACUGCAGCCUUCUUCCUCUUCGCCACUCUGGCAAUAAUCUCCGCCCUGCUGCUCGCCACGCUCAUCAUCAUGACCGUGAGGCGCCGCCAACGAAUCCGCCGCUACUCCUCCAUCAGCGACAAGCGGGGCCUGAUCACAGACGAUGUGUCGUCUCAGGACUCGCUGAGCAUCCCAGAGAGCCCCAAACCGGAACCGAAGGCCUGAGGGUCCGGCUCCACCGGGUCCGGCUCCACCGGGCCCGGACUCAGAACUGAUCCGCUCUCUCCUCUUACAGAGAUCCAUCAGGGUGACAAGAAUGUGAUCCAAGGUUGGAUCAAUUAUCCGACAAUAAUCACCAUCAGUCAUCGGCGACUAAAGGGGCGGAGCUUCAGUUCUAAGGCGGAGCUCUCAGCGUCAAUAAAACGUUUUCUUCUCCUUGCAGCAUAAGAGCUCUGACUGAUUUGUCAUUGAUCACCUCUAUUGAUCACCACUAACUGAUCACCUCAUUAAAGGAGCCAUUUGAUUCGCAGAGACCCUCCAGGUUCAAAGUUCAACCCAAAUGGCAGCUGGACCUGUCCUCAGGGACCAGCUUCCUGUCCAGGUCUCCUGACGAAAACCGAUUCAAUCCUGAUUUUAAAUUUCCUGACACGGAUCAGCUCCUCGUUUCUUAUCACAAAGUAAUUGAUUAUUACGGAUAAUCAAUUGAGAAUGAUUCAGUUCAGCCACGUGAUUAUUGGCUUUUCCUUCAAAGAGAAACAUUUAAACUUCCUGUCUGCAGUCGAACCAGUAACUUCUCUGUGGUUCUGGGUAGUUCUGUAGAACCCGGUUCUGGUUCUGGACUUCAUCUCCUGUGAAGCUCUGAGUUUCAGAUCUCGGCACCAAUCAGAUUCUAACAUCCCGUCACAAAGUCCAUGAACAGCCAGAACUUCACAGGAGCCAAUCAGAACCUGGAGAGUUCCUGAUUAGCGACAGAUCAAUACAUCAGAUCAGCACCUCGUCAUGUGCUGUUUGGACUGUACUGGUUCCGUUUCCUGGCCCCGCCCAGAGCUUGGAGCAGAGCCUCUGAUUGGCCGUCAGGAGGGCACUGUUCCUUUAAGGUUGAUGUGAUUAUUGAUCAGUGAGUUGAUCAGCUGACAGAUCGGAGCUCAGGUGGUUUUAAUUAAAUAUGUUAAAAUUAAACUUUGAUGUUUUUCUUAAAUCAAAUAUUCAAUUAAUCGUUUCGAUUGUUUUCACUUAAUCAAUUAUUGGUAAUUUUUCAGAGGGGUUACAAUAAUUAGUUAAGUAUUGGUGAAUGUUUUCAGUUUUUCCUAUGAGUUAUAAAUGUUACUCAGUUUUUAAGAGACAUUAUGUGGGUUAUUGAUGUCAGUAAUCAGAUGUGUAUUGAUUGAUCGGAAAGUGACAGAAUCAGCCUGAAGGUGGGAAACCAUACCACUAAAUUAUUACUGUUACUGCUUAACUCCAUUUCCCAUGAUGCACCUGCAGUCUAGUUCCCUCUGCAGGCUGAGAUCUGAGCAGUUUCUGUCAGUUUUAUGAAUUAUUGAUCAGGGAAUCUGUCACUUUGAAGUUUUAUUGCUUUUUAAAAUGUCACUGUGUUCAAUAAUCUGAUCUAUUGGUCUCACCAGGGUCAUUCUGGAGGUUAAGCUACUUUUAAAUACCACUUAUUAAGCAAUUAGCAACUGAUCAGAUUAUUGAUGGGCUAAUUUUUAAUUCUGUUGUGAUCAAUAUUCUGAAAAGCGGAUCACUCUCCACAGAAACAAUAAAUAAAAUGUUACCAAUUCA